ACCACCAUGGCGCCCCGCAGCUAUUCCAAGACGUACAGCGUCCCCCGUCGUCCCUUCGAGUCCGCUCGUCUGGAUACUGAGCUCAAGCUCGUCGGCGAGUAUGGUCUGCGCAACAAGCGCGAGGUCUGGCGUGUCCAGUUGACUCUGUCCAAGAUCCGUCGUGCUGCCCGUUCGCUCUUGACCCUCGACGAGAAGGACCCCAAGCGCCUCUUUGAGGGUAACGCUCUUAUCCGUCGUCUUGUGCGCGUCGGUGUGCUCGACGAGUCCCGCAUGAAGCUCGAUUACGUGCUUGCCCUCAAGAUUGAGGAUUUCUUGGAGCGCCGCCUCCAGACCUGCGUGUACAAGCUCGGUCUUGCCAAGUCCAUCCACCACGCCCGUGUCCUCAUCCGCCAGCGUCACAUCCGUGUCGGCAAGCAGAUCGUCAAUGUUCCCUCCUUCAUCGUCCGUCUCGACUCCCAGAAGCACAUUGACUUCGCUUUGACCUCGCCCUUCGGUGGAGGCCGCCCCGGCCGUGUGAGGAGAAAGAAGGCCAAGGCCGCCGAGAAGGGUGGUGACGACGAUGCUGGUGACGAGGACGAGGAGUAGAUCAU
This is a messenger RNA of Periconia digitata, 590 nucleotides long. NCBI's taxonomy places the organism in Eukaryota, Fungi, Ascomycota, Dothideomycetes, Pleosporales, Periconiaceae. The record is from the annotation of a GenBank genome assembly.